CGCACAGUCCCGGCCCCGAGGCGGGCCAGGCUCGGGCGAGAACCCGCCCUCCAGCGGGCUCCUCUCCCUAAAAAGGGGGGGGGGAGGAGGGAGCGAGGGAGGCGAAGCGGGAGCAAAAGGCGAGAGAGAAAGAGGGGAGCAGGCCGGGGAGAGGCGCGGAGGAGCGGGCCGCGAGCGAGGGCGAGGCGGCCGGCCGGCGCGCGGGGGGCGGGAGACAGGAAGGAGGGAAGGGGAGGCGCGGGGGGAGCGAGCGAGAGAGCGAGCGAGCGAGCGAGCGAGCGCGCGCCGGCCCGAGGGCAGCGCCUCCCCUGCCCGCCGUCGGCCGCCUCCCUCCCGCCGGCUCCCGCGCCGGGCGACCGCCGCCCCGCGCCCCGCGCGCCCCGCGCGCCCCGCGCCGCCAGCAUGCCCGGCGUGGCCCGCCCGCCGCCGCCACCGCCGCCGCCGCUGCUGCUGCUGCUGCUGCUGCUGCUGCCCGCGCGCCCCGGCCGGCCGCUGGAUUUGGCCGACUACACCUAUGACCUGGGCGAGGAGGACGACCCGGAGCCCCUGAACUACAAAGACCCCUGCAAGGCGGCGGCCUUUCUCGGAGACAUCGCCCUGGAUGAGGAGGACCUGUGGGCCUUCCGGGCGACGCCACGCGCGGCCCGCACGUCUUCCAUCAGAGCCGCAGUUCACAAAGCACCUUCAAGAGUGUUAUGUAACUCCACUGUCCCCACGCCGCUUCAAAGGGCCGUGUCAGGUCCGGAAACCGAGACUCGAAGAGAAAAUUCUUCCACCACCACCUGCCAGAACACCCGUGGGCAGCCUCAGAGGGACACCCGUGGGAGAUGGAGAGGCCGGGCCCGGAGCCGGAGCCGGAGCCGGCGGGCAGCCACCUCCAGACCGGAGCGCGUGUGGCCCGAUGGGGUCAUCCCCUUUGUUAUUGGGAGCAACUUCACUGGCAGCCAGCGGGCAGUCUUCCGGCAAGCCAUGAGGCACUGGGAGAAGCACACCUGUGUCACCUUCCUGGAGCGCACCGAUGAGGAUAGCUACAUCGUGUUCACCUACCGACCCUGCGGGUGCUGCUCCUACGUGGGUCGCCGCGGCGGGGGCCCCCAGGCCAUCUCCAUCGGCAAGAACUGUGACAAGUUCGGCAUCGUGGUCCACGAACUGGGCCAUGUCAUUGGCUUCUGGCACGAGCACACGCGGCCGGACCGGGACCGCCACGUGUCCAUCGUGCGGGAGAACAUCCAGCCAGGGCAGGAGUAUAACUUCCUGAAGAUGGAAGUGCAGGAGGUAGAGUCCCUCGGGGAGACCUACGACUUUGACAGCAUCAUGCACUACGCCCGGAACACCUUCUCCAGGGGCAUCUUCCUGGACACCAUUGUGCCCAAGUACGAGGUGAACGGGGUGAAGCCCCCCAUCGGCCAGAGGACCCGGCUCAGCAAGGGCGACAUCGCACAAGCCCGCAAGCUCUACAAGUGCCCAGCCUGUGGAGAGACCCUGCAGGACAGCACCGGCAACUUCUCCUCCCCCGAGUACCCCAACGGCUACUCCGCCCACAUGCACUGUGUCUGGCGCAUCUCGGUCACGCCGGGGGAGAAGAUCAUCCUGAACUUCACGUCCAUGGACCUGUACCGCAGCCGCCUGUGCUGGUAUGACUACGUGGAGGUGCGGGACGGCUUCUGGAGGAAGGCCCCCCUAAGAGGCCGCUUCUGCGGGGGCAAGCUCCCCGAGCCCAUCGUCUCCACCGACAGCCGCCUCUGGGUUGAAUUCCGCAGCAGCAGCAACUGGGUUGGAAAGGGCUUCUUCGCGGUCUAUGAAGCCAUCUGUGGGGGUGACGUGAAGAAGGACAAUGGCCACAUCCAGUCACCCAAUUACCCGGAUGACUACCGGCCCAGCAAGGUGUGCAUCUGGAGGAUCCAGGUGUCUGAGGGCUACCACGUGGGCCUCACGUUCCAGUCCUUCGAGAUCGAGCGCCAUGACAGCUGUGCCUACGACUACCUGGAGGUGCGCGACGGGCACAGCGAGAGCAGCGCCCUCAUCGGGCGCUACUGCGGCUACGAGAAGCCCGACGACAUCAAGAGCACCUCCAGCCGCCUCUGGCUCAAGUUCGUCUCCGACGGCUCCAUCAACAAAGCCGGCUUCGCUGUCAACUUUUUCAAAGAGGUGGACGAGUGCUCUCGGCCUAACCGCGGGGGCUGCGAGCAGCGAUGCUUGAACACCCUGGGCAGCUACAAGUGCAGCUGUGACCCCGGCUACGAGCUGGCCCCCGACAAGCGCCGCUGUGAGGCUGCCUGCGGUGGGUUCCUCACCAAGCUCAAUGGCUCCAUCACCAGCCCGGGCUGGCCCAAGGAGUACCCCCCGAACAAGAACUGUAUCUGGCAGCUGGUGGCACCCACCCAGUACCGCAUCUCCUUGCAGUUUGACUUCUUUGAGACCGAGGGCAACGACGUGUGCAAGUACGACUUCGUGGAGGUGCGCAGCGGGCUCACGGCCGACUCCAAGCUGCACGGCAAGUUCUGUGGCUCCGAGAAGCCUGAGGUCAUCACCUCCCAGUACAACAACAUGCGCGUGGAGUUCAAGUCCGACAACACCGUGUCCAAAAAGGGCUUCAAGGCCCAGUUCUUCUCAGACAAGGACGAGUGCUCCAAGGACAACGGCGGCUGCCAGCAGGACUGCGUCAACACGUUCGGCAGCUACGAGUGCCAGUGUCGCAGCGGCUUCGUCCUCCACGACAACAAACACGACUGCAAGGAAGCUGGCUGUGACCACAAGGUGACGUCCACCAGCGGCACCCUCACCAGCCCCAACUGGCCCGACAAGUACCCCAGCAAGAAGGAGUGUACCUGGGCCAUCUCCAGCACCCCCGGGCACCGGGUCAAGCUGACCUUCGUGGAGAUGGACAUCGAGUCCCAGCCCGAAUGCGCCUACGACCACCUGGAGGUGUUUGACGGCCGCGACGCCAAGGCCCCUGUCCUGGGGCGCUUCUGUGGCACCAAGAAGCCCGAGCCCGUCCUGGCCACCGGGAACCGCAUGUUCCUGCGCUUCUACUCGGACAACUCGGUCCAGCGCAAGGGCUUCCAGGUGCAGCACUCCACAGAGUGUGGGGGCCAGGUGCGGGCAGACGUGAAGACCAAGGACCUGUACUCCCACGCCCAGUUCGGAGACAACAACUACCCCGGGGGCGUGGACUGUGAGUGGGUCAUCGUGGCCGAGGAGGGCUACGGCGUGGAGCUCGUGUUCCAGACGUUCGAGGUGGAGGAGGAGAGCGACUGUGGCUACGACUACAUGGAGCUCUUCGAUGGCUACGACAGCACCGCCCCCAGGCUGGGGCGCUACUGCGGCUCCGGGCCCCCCGAGGAGGUCUACUCGGCUGGAGACUCCGUCCUGGUGAGGUUCCACUCGGAUGACACCAUCACCAAAAAAGGCUUCCACCUGCGCUACACCAGCACCAAGUUCCAGGACACACUCCACAGCAGGAAGUGACGGCUGCUGCCCUCGGUCAGCCAGGCCGGACAGUGCAGGGUCGGGGUGAGCGAAGGCGCCAGGACCUGCAGGUGCUGCCGUCCCCGGAGGUGGGGGGACUGGACUCCUUCAUCAGCGAUCCUCACAGCCAGAGCGAGGGGGCAGGGCCAGGGAGCCAGCUCGCUCCCUGAGACACUUGAAGUGACCGUCCCUCCCCGGGAGGCCCCGCCGGGCCCAGGGGCUGUCCCGUAGCGCCUGCCGCCUCCCGCCCAGCUCUGCUCGCUGCGUUGUGUACAGCCGGCGGCGGCGGUGUCUGCAUUGUAACGUGCGUCUCUCACCCUCCUCCAGCCUCCACUGGGCACACGUGUCCGUGCCUGUCCCCCAGGGGCCACAGUGGGGGCGGGGAGUGGCAGGAGAAACAAGACAAGGGCGUCUCUCGGGCCCAGUGGCUGGUCAGUCACACCGGGGGUACCCCGGCCAAUAAACAGAAAGUGUUACAGCCAA
Messenger RNA from Oryctolagus cuniculus (rabbit), 3951 nucleotides. RefSeq names its product bone morphogenetic protein 1 (gene BMP1). The record is from RefSeq and is a predicted model, not a curated record. Gene Ontology annotation, molecular function: calcium ion binding; metalloendopeptidase activity; zinc ion binding. Gene Ontology annotation, biological process: protein processing; dorsal/ventral pattern formation. Lineage: Eukaryota; Metazoa; Chordata; Mammalia; Lagomorpha; Leporidae.